Pseudomyrmex gracilis is the source of this 3301-nucleotide messenger RNA. RefSeq names its product serine palmitoyltransferase 2 (gene lace). The record is from RefSeq and is a predicted model, not a curated record. The transcript is spliced from 11 exons. Gene Ontology annotation, biological process: sphingosine biosynthetic process; ceramide biosynthetic process. The coding region runs from base 1161 to 2885 and encodes 574 amino acids. Gene Ontology annotation, cellular component: serine palmitoyltransferase complex. NCBI's taxonomy places the organism in Eukaryota, Metazoa, Arthropoda, Insecta, Hymenoptera, Formicidae. Gene Ontology annotation, molecular function: serine C-palmitoyltransferase activity; pyridoxal phosphate binding.
GAUGUUUUUUUCUUCUAACAGAGUAACGGAAGAAAUAUUAACGUGUAUAUACGCGAUAUCCGACACAAUAGACGGGAAUUGCGAAUUCGUUCUCCAUCGCGAAGGAAUCGCCCUCUUCCAUCGCAUCGAGCAACACGGACCAAUCGCCGCACAGUCGCGUACUGUACCCCCCUACUCUACUCGCCCGAUUCUUACCGGUCGACCUGUCAUGUCAGCCAGCCGGCCGGCCGGCCGGCUCAAAUCGCUCGUGGAUGUGUCAUUUCGCACGCAUUGAUUUGUUACACAAUUAUAGAGACACACUGUUUAACAACCGUUUCUUACCCACUUUUUUUCAUAGUCCUGUUAAAAAAGAAAAAUUUCAGCUAUUGUCUAUACCAUUUGUUUCUAUAUUCUCGCAUUUUUUCAUUCCUUACGUAACCACAUUGCAGUUAUGUAUUUCUUUGUUUCUGUGUGUGUUGUUGUCAAUAAAACAAGUACAUAUUGUGGGUACAUGUACGCUGUGAGGUUAAGAUACAUUUUCAGUUGUAGUUGUUCAACGACAAAAAGACCAGGAAUAAGAUGAAGAAACGACUGAAUGUAGCACAUGAGAACGACGCACCGCGCAAAAGGCCGAAGUCCCGUCCUAAAUUCUAGACUCUUACGUGCUCGAUCUUUCUAGUAGGAAAACUCGUACCAAUCAUUAGAAGAAAUGCUACAUUCGUUCUGUUUCCAAACUCACCGCCACUAAUGAAAAUCUAUAACUUAUGCCUGUGUACUACGUGACCUGUAGAUCUUCUUCAGUACUGGCAGUGAAUUUUGAAACAGCUGUAGAAGAGACUUAUCUCUCUCUUUCUAACAAAACUAAUGGUUUCUAUGCGGUUCUUACGUCAUUGCGGGGCGUCACACAACGCCAAAAGCUUAUCAGGUAUGGCGCGCGCAGGCGCUGUGUGACUUAAAGCAACACACUACGGCGGAACAUGCGGUGGUGGUGAUGUAAACGCGAACACAGGCUACAAAGUAACCCAGUGGUGAGUGAUAACGACGAGUACGUCCGGAUACGCGUCGGAGUGUCGUGACAACAUCCUGUUUCGUAUCACACGUCUAGCUUUACAAAUCGAAUUGAACAACGUGUGUGAACACAAAAGUUACCCGUUAGUAUAACCGGACCGUAGAGCGCUUAGAUGAUCGAGCCGAUGAUGGCGAUGACGACCACGAGGUUGCGCUCGAUGGGCACGUGCGACGAAAAAGCACCGAAUACCGAGAAGAAGAUGCUGCCGUCGCUGUCGUCGUCGUCGUCAUCGCUGCAAAACGGCUUGGUUCCUCACAGCGCUGAGAAUGUUUGUAGAACUAACGGUUAUAUCCUGACGGGCAAUGGACAUUGUUCCUACGAUUCAACAUCAAGAAAAGUACAAAAAUCAUCGCUGUCAAAAGAAUCUUUCGAAAAAGUUUCAAUAAUCACAGCGGCGUUCACACAUCUAGGUUUUUACAUUCUUAUGUUUCUGGGAUUUAUCAAUCAGCUAUUUUUUGUUCCGAAGGUAGCCACUGAGAAAAACAGGGAGGGAUAUGCUCCGCUUUAUGACAAUUUCGAGAAGUUCUAUCUCAGAUAUGUCUAUAGAAGAGUCAAAGAUUGUUGGAACAGACCGAUAUGCUCCGUUCCUGGAGCAACAGUUACAUUAAAGGAUCAAGUUACUCGUGAUUACGGAUGGACGUUUCAAUUUACUGGAACUGAAACGCAAUGUAUAAAUUUGGGCUCUUACAAUUAUUUAGGGUUUGCUGAGUCGACUAGUAAGUGUGCUGACGAGAGCAUCAAAACACUCAGGGAAUUUGGCUGUGCCAGUUGCAGUACGCGUCUUGAAUUAGGAACUAUGCCGAUACAUAUUGAACUAGAAAAAUUGACGGCAAGAUUUUUGGGAGUAGAUGAUGCAAUAGUAUUUGGAAUGGGAUUUGCAACAAAUGCUUUAAAUCUACCUUCUUUGGUCAGCAAAGGUUGUCUGGUUCUCAGUGACGAAAAGAAUCACGCUUCACUGAUUCUUGGAUUACGAUUAUCUGAUGCAGUGAUACGAAUUUUUAAACAUAAUAAUGUUAAACACCUGGAGGAAUGUUUGAAAAAGGCUAUUGUUUUUGGACAGCCAAAGACUGGUGAAGCUUGGAAGAAAAUAGUUAUCGUUGUUGAGGGUGUUUAUUCUAUGGAAGGCUCCAUUGUUCAUUUGCCAGAAAUAAUAGAGUUAAAAAAGAAAUAUAAAGCAUAUCUUUACAUGGAUGAAGCACACAGCACAGGCUCUAUGGGAAAACGUGGAAGAGGAAUUUGCGAUUAUUACGACAUUGAUCCGCGCGAAGUUGAUAUACUUAUGGGAACAUUCACAAAAAGCUUCGGCUCGGCGGGUGGAUAUAUAGCCGGAACAAAAGCAUUAAUAAAUCAUAUUAGAAUAUACGGCCACGCGCACACGUACGCAGUAUCGAUGUCUCCGCCAGUUACACAACAAAUUAUCACAUCAAUGCGAAUUAUUCUAGGAGAAGAUGGCACCGAUACUGGUAAAAAACGUAUUAAACAAUUAGCUAGAAAUACAAGGUACUUCAGACGCCGACUCAAUCAAAUUGGUGUUAUAACCUAUGGAAACGAGGAUUCGCCUGUUGUACCUAUGUUAGUCUAUUUAUUUUCAAAGAUUGGUGCAGUGAUCCGCACUCUGACAACACGUAAUAUUGCAACUGUUGGCGUUGGAUUUCCAGCUACGCCAUUAAUGGAAGGUAGAAUUAGAUUUUGUCUUUCCGCUGCACAUACAAAAGAACAACUAGAUUAUGUAUUGUCACAUAUCGAAGAAAUUGUAAGUACGUUAGGAUUAAGAUACUCGAGAAAGCCUCGUACAUCUACAAAGAUAGAAUAUUAUUCCGAUGGCGAAACAGAAUGACCUACCUCAUAAAAUCGAAUAAAUCGUUAGGCAAAUCUAUUUCUAUAUAAUGAAUAUCAAAAGAAUCGAAAGCUUUAAAUGCCAUGAAAUAUAGAUACAGACAUUAUAUGAUUCUUAUUAAUAAGACAAAAGAUUAUGUAGUACUAUAAGAGAGAACUAGCAUUUUUGUACAAUGACAGCACGAUAAAAAAAACUUGAACUUAUACUGAUGCAGUGGAACAAAUAGUAUCUAGUGUAUAUGCAAUGUAGAAAGAAAAAACAUGAAGGUUGUACUACACAUACUGUUAAUUCCAUUUUUUGCAUAUUCUCUUUGUUUCUAUCUAAAGAAAGUAAUUCUUUCACUUCUCUAAAGUAAAAAAUAUUCACACGUUAAACUAAAGAAAAAAAACCUAGAAAAUAUAUUGCGAAUAACAGGA